Messenger RNA from Aedes aegypti (yellow fever mosquito), 807 nucleotides. RefSeq lists its product as uncharacterized. The record is from RefSeq and is a predicted model, not a curated record. The coding region runs from base 109 to 783 and encodes 224 amino acids. The transcript has 5 exons. Lineage: Eukaryota; Metazoa; Arthropoda; Insecta; Diptera; Culicidae.
CGAAAACGGACAUCCUUAUCCAAGAAGCAUUCUCUAAAUGAUAUAAAGACCGGACCGACACCUCCAAUUCAACCAUUGUCAACCAUCAAGAAAUCAAGUCGCAUCGUCAUGGGUAGUGAGAUUAUAUUCAUUCUAGCAGUAACGGCAAUGUUCGGAAUUGUUCAAGCAGCUCCACCGGAUGGUACCACAAUAGCACUUCUCAAUUAUAGAGAAAAAUGCAUAAAUGUAAGCGGUUCGGAUGAAGGAUUUUAUCAACUGUUUGGAUCGAUCAAAUAUGCUCAAACAUGUUUGCUGGAUCACAUGGAGGAGGCUUACCAACAGGGUGUACCAGAGAUAGAUGAAUAUUAUGAAACGAAGAAUGAUUUUUUCGCCAAUUUUCGCCUGAAGCUCAAUGCAGCAGUAGACUGUUUUAAUGACGUCUUUGAAGGGGCAGCCAAGUGCUCGACUGAAGCUUACGAUAAGUUGGUGCCAAUCUUGAAGAACGUUAUGUAUGGCCUUGUUGAGCUUAUUUGCCGAAACGGGGGUGAACUAUUCUACGAUAUUCAAACUCCUGAGUUUCGUACCUGUUUUAAGCUGAUAAAAAAGAAUGCUUUCCAGUGCAGGACUUCCGAAGCCAUCAGAACAAUAACAUAUUCUGCAUUCAGUUUGGAGCAAUGUCGAGAGGUGACAGACUCGCGUAACUGUUUCAAAGGAAUAUGCAGCGUAUCAGCGGUACACGACUUAAUAGACAACGUAUACGAUACGUUGCUAGAUGCAACCAAAUGUCAAAAAGAAAUAUAUUAAACUAUGUAACCCGAUAAUUUAACU